AUGAUCAGCUACGGAGUGGAUUCACUAUUACUUUUCCUCAUGAGUAUAUCCGCCGACCAGGUGGUGGCUCAGUACCCUCCGAAAUUUACAAGGGGUGCCCAACUGGGUUUCUAUCUUGCAUUGCUGGUGGGUGCAUUAUUCUGGGGUAGCACAGCCGACAUUAUAGGCCGGAAAUGGGCCUUCAACUUUUCUCUGUUCACUAGUGCCAUCUUUGCCAUCACUGCUGGGGCCGCGCCAAAUUACUCGGCCUGGGCUACGUUAGUCGCAAUUUCAGCUUUCGGCUCUGGAGGAAACUUGGUGCUGGACACCACCGUCUUCUUGGAAUAUCUGCCCUCAAACAAGCAAUGGCUCCUGACACUUCUAGCCGGUUGGUGGGGAGUUGGGCAGACCGUGGCUGGGUUGGUUGCCUGGCCGUUCAUGUCAAACUAUAGCUGCCCCACGGAUGGCUCUGUCCCGUGCACCAACGCUAACAACAUGGGAUGGAGAUACCUAUUCUACACCUGCGGAGCUCUGGUAUUCGUCCUGAGUAUUGCUCGAGUACUUGUCAUCCGAUUCCACGAGACCCCCAAGUUCCUUCUCUGCCAAGGCAUGGAUGAAGAGGUUAUUCAAACGCUCCAGAAUCUGGCUCGGAAGCAUAAUCGACCUUGCAAUCUCACCUUGGAGCAACUCCAGGCCUGCGGCCAAAUCCAUAGUGCCCAUGCCGAAAAUAAGGCCUCCCUGUCUGAGUUGGUUGUUCACGUGAGGGGACUGUUCUCGACCCGAAUUAUGACCCUUUCGACGUCGCUGGUGUGGUUUUCAUGGGCACUAAUUGGGCUAGGUUAUGCUUUGUAUUACGUUUAUCUUCCUGAGUACCUGGCUUCUCGAAACGCCUCGGCAGGUGAGACGUCCCCGUAUCUCACCUGGCGGAACUAUGCAAUCACCAAUCUCUGCGCCAUCCCGGGCCCUAUAAUUGCAGCAUUUAUGUCCGAGCUUCCCAUACUUGGAAGAAGAGGAACGAUGGCCAUUGGCGCAUUCAUCACAAUGGCCUUCUUCUUCGGCUAUACUGCUGUCCGCACAAGUGCGCAAAACCUGGGAUUUGCCUGUGCGAUAUCGAUUACAAUCAACAUGUACUACGCCACGCUUUACGCUUACACCGUGGAGAUCCUCCCGUCCGCGCAUCGAGGCACUGGCAAUGGCAUUGCGGUUGCACUUAAUCGACUGAUGGGUAUGGUAUCGGCAUUGAUUGGUGCUUUUACGUCUACAGCCAGCUCAAUCCCAAUUUACAUUUGUGCUGCUCUUUUGGGGAUGGCUGGUGCUCUCGCUGUGUUAUUCCCGCUCGAGUCUCGCGGGAGACACAGUAUUUGA
Messenger RNA from Penicillium cataractarum, 1344 nucleotides. Its product is annotated as MFS transporter. Bases 1 to 1344 code for a protein of 447 amino acids. The transcript has 3 exons. The record is from RefSeq and is a predicted model, not a curated record. Gene Ontology annotation, biological process: transmembrane transport. Gene Ontology annotation, molecular function: transmembrane transporter activity. NCBI's taxonomy places the organism in Eukaryota, Fungi, Ascomycota, Eurotiomycetes, Eurotiales, Aspergillaceae.